Messenger RNA from Cornus florida, 1553 nucleotides. RefSeq names its product probable pectate lyase 22. NCBI's taxonomy places the organism in Eukaryota, Viridiplantae, Streptophyta, Magnoliopsida, Cornales, Cornaceae. The record is from RefSeq and is a predicted model, not a curated record. Gene Ontology annotation, molecular function: pectate lyase activity. Bases 59 to 1267 code for a protein of 402 amino acids. The transcript has 4 exons.
AAUUACUCCCUCUCUCUCUCUCUCUCUCUCUCUCUCACACACACACACACACACUGAAAUGAUAACAGCUUUCUCUUUCUUCUCCCUGGUCUUGCUCUUACAUGUCCACUUCACAUUCUCUGCAUCCCUAAUGCAGGAUUCAGAAGCAGUCAGAUGGAGCUCAAUGAAGAACCAGACAAUGGGAACAGGAACAGGGCCAUGUAGAACUGGCAACCCUAUCGAUGACUGUUGGAGGUGUGACCCUGAUUGGGAAACCAACAGAAAAAUGCUAGCUGAUUGUGGCAUCGGGUUCGGGCGCAAUGCCAUCGGUGGCCGUGACGGUGAAUUCUACGUGGUGACGGACUCGGACCACGACGACCCGGAGAACCCGGCCCCCGGGUCUCUCCGGCAUGCAGUGAUCCAGGAUGAGCCCCUGUGGAUCAUCUUUGACCAUGACAUGGUCAUCCACUUGAAAGAAGAGCUCCUAAUGAACUCUUACAAGACCAUAGAUGGUAGAGGGCAUAAAAUUCAAAUAUCAAGCGGUCCGUGCAUCACCAUACAGAAUGUGACUAACGUCAUCAUACAUGGCAUUUACAUACAUGAUUGUGUGCCUGCCGGGAAUGCCAUUGUGAGAGACACACCAAGGCAUUUUGGGCAAAGAGGCACCUCAGAUGGGGAUGGGAUUUCGAUUUUCGGGGCUCGGGAUGUGUGGAUUGAUCAUUGCACACUAGCCAGCUGCAGUGAUGGACUCAUAGAUGCUGUGUUUGGAUCAACGUCCAUAACCAUAUCAAACUCAUACAUGUUUAAUCACAAUGAAGUCAUGCUCAUGGGUCAUAGUGAUGACUUUGUUCUUGACAAGAUCAUGCAGGUCACCAUUGCCUUCAAUUACUUUGGGGAAGGUCUAGUUCAGAGGAUGCCUAGAUGCAGACAUGGGUAUUUUCAUAUUGUGAAUAAUGUAUAUACUGGGUGGAAAUCUUAUGCAAUUGGAGGAAGUGCUUCCCCCACAAUCAACAGUCAAGGAAAUGUCUUCAUUGCAUCAGAUGACAGUUCUAUAAAAGAGGUGACGAAACGCGACACGGAACUAGGAUACCCGGAGUGGAAGAACUGGAAUUGGAGAUCAGAUGGAGAUCUGUUGCUGAAUGGUGCUACUUUUACACCUUCUGGAGAAGGAUCCGCUGGAAGCUAUGCAAAAGCCUCGAGCAUGGUUGCAAGACCAGCUUCACUUCUAACAACUAUAAUUCCUUCUGCUGGAGUUCUCAAUUGCGAGAUUGGCCAACAAUGCUUCUAAAUUCGGCACCCAGAAUUAUUGUUUUAUAGUAUUUGUUACUUAUUUUAUUUUAUUUUUCUUUAUAAACAAUUUAGAUUAUUGAUUGCUUUUGAUUUGAUGUUCAGAAUUUAUUAAGUUCUAGUCUUGUAGCAUUUUAUCUUCCUCUAAAGCAAAAAUUGAAGGGGAAGCGAGACUAUUGUUGUUUAUAGCUUUUAGUCAUAUUCAAUUACUUUACAUUUUUGUUUCAAUUAUGUCUGUUUUUUAAAAAUGAUUUAAUCAAAUUUAAUAGUUCUGCUCUUUCUUCUAA